Molecule: messenger RNA, 804 nt
Organism: Penicillium bovifimosum
Lineage: Eukaryota; Fungi; Ascomycota; Eurotiomycetes; Eurotiales; Aspergillaceae
Product: HpcH/HpaI aldolase family protein
Exons: 7
Coding region: 1-804 (267 amino acids)
Cellular component (GO): cytoplasm
Molecular function (GO): aldehyde-lyase activity
Source: RefSeq, a predicted model, not a curated record
AUGUGGGGGUUCCUCGGCACUGAAAUCCACCCCGGUGGCAUACGGCUUCUGGUUGACCCUCCCCAGCUCCCCCUCGCUAGGACCGUCCUCCGUCGCAGCCCCGAUUUCUCCAAAGGCGGUUUCAGCUGGGUCCUGGUCGACGCUGAACAUGGGUUGAUCAACGAUAGCCACUACUAUGAUCUCACAAAUGCCGUCGCCCACGAAGGCGCAAGUCCCAUUAUCCGCGUCCCCUGGCCAGAAGAGUGGAUGAUCAAGCGUGCUCUUGAUGCCGGCGCCCAUGGAAUUAUGACUCCCAUGUGCCACUCUGCUGAGGACGCCAAGAAGGUCGUCAGCUACUGCAAGUACCCGCCUGUCGGAGUCCGCGGGUACGGACCUAUGUACACGGCACACUCGUUCCCCGGUGUUUCACCGGCGGAGUACGAUGCUAAGACUCAUGCGGAGGUGUUGGUUGUUGUGCAGAUUGAGUCCCGACCUGGUGUGGAGAAUGUGGAGGAGAUUGCUAAGGUCGAGGGACUCGAUGUUCUUUUCAUUGGACCCUUCGAUCUUGCUAAGCAGAUGCGUAUUACUCGUGGUGGUGAGGAGCAUGAAGCUGCUAUCCAGCGGGUUCUGGAUGCUGCCAAGUCAAAUGGGAAGAAGGCUGCUAUUUUCUGUACCGAUGGCAAUGAUGCUCUUCGUCGUUCGCAACAAGGAUUUGAUAUGGUUUCUAUCAUUACUGACAUCGGUGUCUUCGGUGAUGCUAUGCUCGCUGAGUUGGAGAAGGCUAAGGGUAAUGCUAAGGUUGAGGAGAAGCGUGAGGGCUACUAG